AUGCCACCUAAAAUAGGUCGGAUAUUGGCGGAACUUGGGGUAUGGGAGAAAAUAGCGGCAGAGAGAGUAUCCUUUGACUUCCACAGCAUCCGAGAGGGGUCUAGUGGAAAGGCUUUAGGGGUUAUGGAUUGUAGGAACAUUGAAGGAGAAUAUGGCUACUAUCAGACAGGUGGCCAUAGGGCAACCUUGAUCAAUACCCUCUACCAUGCAUUCACUGCACCGCAUGAGUUCCAUGACAAACCAACGUUUUGGGUGACUCCUCGCGACAAUACAUCAUAUCAAAUUAGAGAGAAACACCAUGUGGUCGCCUACCCUAUCUCUGGACGGAGCAUUUAUAACAUUUCGACAACACAGCCUGAUGUGAAUUUUGCACCUACGCUCUCAGCCACCUAUACAAGUCAGGGUUCCGAAUCAACAAUGCUGUCGGUAUAUGGCAACUUUUACCCUCUCGUCUUAAGAAUGUUGGAUCUGGCACCAGAUGAAGAGGUCUGGUCUUUUGCUCUUCUUAGAGACGCCUGCCAUCCAACCCUCCCAUACUUGGGCCAAGGGGCUGCCCAGGGGAUUAAAAAUUCUGCUAUUCUUAGCAUCUUUCUGUCUACACUCCCUGAUGCAUUCCUCAUUACCAUCAAUAAAACACUACCAGCUUUUGAAAAGGCGAGAAAAGGACGAGCGGAACAUCUGGUCCACUUAGCCACAAGUCAGCACGCGCACUCCACAUGGGAGAGGAGAAGACACGCGAAGAACAAGACCAGAAAAGUGCCCAAUAAAGUGAUAGAUGGGGACGCACAUAAAAUGGCUUAUGGAUUUGACUGUAUGGAGAACGCACGUGAGAAGAUUCCAGAUGUUUUUGAAAGGGGGGCUAUCUGA
Messenger RNA from Aspergillus candidus, 867 nucleotides. RefSeq lists its product as uncharacterized. Gene Ontology annotation, biological process: secondary metabolite biosynthetic process. The coding region runs from base 1 to 867 and encodes 288 amino acids. The transcript has 6 exons. NCBI's taxonomy places the organism in Eukaryota, Fungi, Ascomycota, Eurotiomycetes, Eurotiales, Aspergillaceae. Gene Ontology annotation, molecular function: monooxygenase activity. The record is from RefSeq and is a predicted model, not a curated record.